Molecule: messenger RNA, 984 nt
Organism: Prorocentrum cordatum
Lineage: Eukaryota; Dinophyceae; Prorocentrales; Prorocentraceae
Source: the annotation of a GenBank genome assembly
GACGACGCGGCCGCCUCGUGGGCAAAGAAGGCGUCGAAGGCCGACGUGCCGCAGAUCGAGGGCAACUCUGGCGAGAUGGACUACAGCAGUUGCACGCGUCAACAAUGCCACGUCUCCGAGGGCAUGUUGCCUACUUUGAGCCAAGAGAUCCGUGACAAGUGGAAGGAGCUCUGCGACAAGGAGGGCGUGAAGGGCACGCAGCAGCUCAAGAACGCCCUCAGGAACAGCGUGGUCAAGAAGGAUUGCACCUGCGAGUUGUGCGCCGACAACUUGAAAGAUUGCAAGGCAGAGCAGUUUCUCAAGGUGACGCAGAGCAAGGCGGACACCAAGAAGGAGGCGCUGCAGCGGGCGAAGGAUUCUGGAGCGAUCUGGAUGGAGGAGGACAGCGACGGCGAGGAGUUGUGGUACGAGAAGAAGAAGAUCCACACGAGCACCCACAGGAUUGAUACGGGCUGCGACUUCAAGAGGGACCUGAAGCCCCAGAGCGUGGAGCAGUACAAGCAGAUGAUCACGGACUCGGUCACCAAGAACAAGGCUUGGCUUCGCAAGGCGCUGUGCGACACCAAGAAGGCUCUUGGUUCUGGUGCUUCCAGCUCGAAGGGCGAGAGCACGGACGUCGACUGCCACAUGAUGAAGACUAUGCAGGACGCCUGGGACGCCAGCACCGCGCUCACUGCUGACGCAGGCUUGCUGGCGCAGCGCAUCAAGCGCGACCACGCAAAGUCGAAGAUCAAUCGCGAGCGCGCGGACGAGGUGAUGCAGUUGCUCAAGGACUGCGGCCCUCCCAGCGCGGAGCUCCUCUCGGCGCUGGGGCAGCCCAUGGAGAAGCUGAACGCCAAGAAGUGCCGCGCCAACCUCGAGGCGUGCGCGAGGAUCUUCCUCGCCCUGGAGAAAGCCCACCAGAUGCUCAUCGAGAGCUCGGGCUUGGCAAAGAAGGACAAGAAAAAGGCGUUGGAGAAGGCGAGGGCGAUCAGCAACAAGUGA